This is a messenger RNA of Cyprinus carpio (common carp), 1446 nucleotides long. RefSeq names its product RASD family member 3 (gene rasd3). Lineage: Eukaryota; Metazoa; Chordata; Actinopteri; Cypriniformes; Cyprinidae. Gene Ontology annotation, molecular function: GTPase activity; GTP binding. The record is from RefSeq and is a predicted model, not a curated record.
AUGCAGGUAAUAUAAGCGCAGCAUCCUUGCCUCAUCUCAACACUUCAGUAUCGCGUCUCGAUGGCAUGAGGACAUUAAAAGUUUUAGAUUUGUAAGUCUUACUGAAUCUCUUCAGCAAACUAUAAUUUAUCAAAUAAGCAACUGAAGCAAUGUCUUUGCUGGUGCGGGAGCAUCGGACGGUCCGCUUUGUGUUUUUGGGUGCCGCCGGGGUUGGGAAAACUGCUCUGAUCACCCGUUUCUUGCAAAAUCGCUUCGACUCCAAAUACACGCGCACGGUGGAGGAGCUUCACGCUCUUGAGUACGACACAGACGGCGCGAGGGUGCGCAUUGAGAUCUUGGACACGAGCGGUAGUUAUUCGUUCCCAGCGAUGCGCGCUUUGUGCAUCCGAACCGGGGACGCGUUUGCGCUUGUGUACGCCGCAGACGAGCCAGACUCCCUGGAGGAGGUGCAGAGACUCCGUGAGGAGAUCCUGGAGUUGAAGGGAGAGAAGUUUACUGGUAUCACGGUGAUAGAGAACAAGGCCGACCUGGGCAGCCGGAGUCGCCAGGCCACUGCUGAGGUGAUGCGCGCGGUGGAGGAGGACUGGGGCGCGGGCUUUGUGGAGACGUCCGCACGCAGCGGCGAGAACGUCACCGGUGUGUUUCGGGACUUGCUUCAACAGAUGAAGUUACCGAGCCGCGUGAGCCCGGCACUGCGCAGACGGACGCAGACAAUGAGCAGAGAACUUACAGAGACGCGGAAAAAGCCUCCAAUGAAGAAGAACAACAGCUGUAUCUUGUCUUAAUGGACAUUCACGUGAUGUUAUAAUAGUUGUGCAUCAUACUGAUGCUUAAGUGGCCUGGAUCAAUAGACUCCACAUAAAUGUUGGACAGUUUAAGUCUGAUGCUUUAUCAUAAUCAUGUAAGAGUAUUCUUUUAUGAGUGAAUAAAUGCAAAUUAUGUUUUAAUCAGUAUGUUCUCUCUGCAUAAUCUUUACCUUGUUCCAUAAAAGGUAAUAUCAAAUGUGACCUACUUGGGCUAAAGUAGCCUACAGAAUACAACAGACAUGUUUUCUUAGUUUAACCAAUAAUGAAAGAGUAAUAAUUCAGUAAUUUGAUGACAUUAUCUGUCACAGGUCAGAUCAAUGACAGAUUGUCUUAAUAAGGUUUUUUUUUUUUUUUUUUCGGCUAUAUCCUGCUACUCUGAUCCCAACACACAGAAAAUAACACUUUGCAUGUAAGACAUAGAUCAUGUGGUUGAAUGACCAGACCUUUUCUCAGGAAAUAAAGUCAGCUCUGCACCUUCCAGAUGGCCUUAUGUUAGUAAUCAGUCUGUGCAUGCCUCAACACCUUGUCACACCCUUUCUUUGGGGUCAAAAACAGUUUGCAAAUAAAAAAGAGUCUGCAAAUAAUAUCAUGUGCUUAAAGGAAUGGUUCAUGAAAUAAAAUUUGCUACACCCCCAGGCCA